Molecule: messenger RNA, 2367 nt
Organism: Syngnathoides biaculeatus (alligator pipefish)
Lineage: Eukaryota; Metazoa; Chordata; Actinopteri; Syngnathiformes; Syngnathidae
Product: methylcrotonoyl-coenzyme A carboxylase 2
Exons: 13
Coding region: 134-1969 (611 amino acids)
Biological process (GO): L-leucine catabolic process
Cellular component (GO): methylcrotonoyl-CoA carboxylase complex; mitochondrion
Molecular function (GO): methylcrotonoyl-CoA carboxylase activity
Source: RefSeq, a predicted model, not a curated record
UUUCAUUUGUAUUCCCAAAGAGCCGGCAAAGUAACACAAGGGAGAAGGAAAUCCUGCAAGAACGUCGAAAGGUGGUCGUAGUUCUCUCCUCAUAGUCCACUUUUUAGCUGCAGUGCAACUGGCAUUCGUAGACAUGUACCGCUCCGUUGUAAGGAUCAUAUACAGUGGAGGAAGAGUAUGCACAUCUGUGCCGCGUUACUCGCAGUCACCAUUGUGGAUGUUGAGAGGAACAGCAGAGCAGGAACAAUACAGGAUGGCAGCGCAAUAUCAGCGGUGUUCAGUCCGAUGUAUGAACUCUGCAGCCAGAAUAAGGAGAACUCUGCGUAGUGCCUUCCCGGUGUUAGACCUGCCCCUCCAGACUAUCCACCAGCACGUUUAUGAAGCUAACCUUCGAAACAGCAACAUGUGCCACAACAAGUACAUACAGCUGAAUAAGAAGGUGACUAAAGGAGGUGGUGAAAAUGCCAUUAUAAGACAUACUCAGAGGAACAAGUUGUUGGCUAAGGAUCGAUUGUCCCUACUAUUGGAUGAUGAGGACUUCCUAGAGCUGUCACGCUUUGCGGGUUUAGGUCUACCAUAUGGAGAUAUUCCAUCUGGUGGCUGCCUGACAGGUGUUGGCAGGAUCAAUGGUUUAUGGUGUGUGUUCAUUGCCAAUGAUGCCACAAUAAAGGGUGGCACAGCUUAUCCGAUAACAGUUAAGAAGCAAUUGCGAGCACAAGAGGUGGCGAUUCAGAACCGCCUGCCUUGUGUGUAUUUGGUUGACUCUGGAGGGGCUUUUCUACCACUACAGUCAGAGAUCUUUCCUGAUAAGAACCAGGGGGGGAGGACAUUUUAUAAUGAAGCCAUCAUGUCUGCAAUGAAGAUUCCACAGGUGUCAGUGGUGUGCGGUUCAUGCACAGCGGGUGGAGCUUACAUCCCCACCAUGGCAGAGGAGACAGUGAUGGUACAUCGGAUAGGGACCAUGUUCUUGGGAGGACCACCACUGGUCAAGGCUGCCACAGGUGAGGAAGUCACACCAGAGGAUCUUGGAGGAGCAAGACUACAUGCUGAGGUGAGUGGUUGUGUGGAUCAUUUUGCCUGGGAAGAGAAGGAGGCCUUUGAGUACACCCGAAACAUCAUAUCCACCCUCAACUUCACACUGCAAGAUGAGGAGGAGGAUGAAGAGAAGAUGAGGAAGAGGAAAGAAGAAGAGAAGCCACUUUAUAGUUCAGAGGACCUAUUGGGACUUGCCCCCAGAAGUUACAACUACAGCCUGGAUGUUAAAAUGGUUAUAAGUCGACUGACAGACGGCAGCCGCUUCCAGGAGUUUAAAGCUUGUUUUGGAACCACACUUGUCACUGGCUUUGCAAAGAUACAUGGUCACCUGGUAGGAAUAGUAGCCAGCAAUGGAGAGCUUUCAUAUCAGGCUGCUUUGAAAGGCAGCCACUUUGUCCAACUUUGUGAUCAGAGAGAUGUCCCACUGCUCUUUCUCCAGAACACUGCACCAUCAGCAGGACUCACCCUCUCGGUGUCACAGGCAGAGAUGAACAGUAACUGUCUAAAGGCUCAAGGUUCAAUGAUGUCAGCAGUAGCCUGUGCUUCUGUACCCAAAAUCACUAUAGUGAUAGGUGGUUGCCAUGGUGGUGACAGCUAUGCAAUGUGUGGACGUUCUUUUGAUCCUAACUUCUUGUUCCUGUGGCCCAAUGCCAGAGUGUCCGUGACAGCUGCAGGUCACGUUGGCCCUCUGCUUCACUCCAACAGUGAUCAGGAGGAACAAGAGCAGGAGGAUCGAAACAAAAUGGAGGACAAGCUGAACACGGCAUUAGAGGAGGAGAGCUCAGCUUUUUUUUCCUCUGGACGACUUUGGGACGAUGGAGUCAUUCUCCCUCAAGACACUCGAAGGGUUCUUCGGAACUGUUUGAGCAUCAUCAAACAGCAGCGCCAUCAACUUUCAACAGAGAAUCUUCAAACCGCACUUUUACGAAUUUAGAAACAACUUAGGGUGAGAAGUACUUGUACACUUUUUUGAGAACGCUUUUAUAAAACAAUUUGAACCUGUUUAAUUGUACUUGAAUUGAAUUUACGUGAGGGCUAUUUUAACUUUAGUACAGUAGAGCAAACUACAAACUCACUUCUUUGUUAUGAUAAUGUUAAUGAACACAUAUGUUUGUGUAGAUAUAAUGUAAAAACAUAACAGAAUCAGUAUUUAUGAAGUAGAACAUAAAUGAGUCAAAUUGGAAGUCUGUGUGUAUGCUGACUACUCUUGUUGCAUGAGAACAGAAUGAGAGUUUGGCCUCAAAAUGUGUCCUUAAGACCUGUUUAUGUUGUGAAGUAUUUUAUCGUUGCUUGUAAAGCAUCUCAAUCACCGCAAUAAAACAGUUAAAUCAU